GCUCCACACGUGACACAUUUCGAUGGCGGUUUUGCAGUGCAAAUCAUGGAAAAAUCGGAUAUUAGUGUGCUGGAUGCUCCUAAUUGAAAGUUUUACAUCGAGUUUAAGUAGCGGAAGGCGGGAUAUUGAAAUGACAAUAGGAUGGAAUUAGUGUCUGUCGACGACGUCAGAGGAUUAUUGACAUAUUUCUCCAAAUAUCCCUACAAAUUAAAGGAAAACAGUAAGGUUGUCUCUAUAGAGAAAAAAUGUGAAGAAUUAUUUGCAAAGGAUUAUAAAGUAUUUCUAAUAGAUAAUUCCAAUGGAGAACUGACACAUACAUAUCCUUCUCAACUGAUUAUCCCUCAGAGAAAUGUAGUUCAGCAUUCAGAUUCUUCAGAUCAACAUAUUAGGUCAAAGAUAUUCACUGAAGAUGUGGAAACAACCACUUUGAGAGAGACAAUAAUGAAAGCAAGAGGUGCUCGUUGCAGGACGCGUUUUCCAAUACCAGUUAUUUCUUACGAAGAAAAAUACAUUUGUCGAUCUGCUACUAUUUCUUGUGGAGCAGAAAUAUAUGGAAGAGAAGCUCUAGGAUAUUUCUUUGCUGGAGGCAGUGGCACAAUAGAUAAUGAAGAUGAGUUAAUGAAUUCUACAACCCAGUCUACCCUUAAAACUCAACCAACUGCAAGUGAAUGGCAAUUGUUCUCAAAAGUUCGGAACCAGGAUAUAAAGCUACUGAAACAACUUGAUGUGGGCUAUAUCUGUGAUUUGAUGGUAGAGAAAAAGAAAGUGAAGUUUGGUGUGAAUGUAACUUCCUCAGAAAAAGUGGAUAAAGAGAACAGAUACAGUGACUUUGUGAUAUUAUCUUUGCCUUAUCCAGGUUGUGAAUUUUUUGUCAAAUUCAGAGACAAUAAUUAUUCUGGAGAGAAACUGGUAUUUGAUUGGACACAACCUGCUAUAAAAAUAUAUAUUUUUUCAGGUACAUCCGGACUUUUGAUUCACUGUAUAUCUGGAUGGGAUCGCACACCUCUGUUUAUUUCUCUUCUGAGAUUGUCUCUAUGGGCUGAUGGAAAGGUUCAUCCAAGUUUAACGUGUCAUGAGAUAACAUUUUUGACUAUAGCUUAUGAUUGGUUUUUAUUUGGUCAUAAUCUUCCAGAUAGGCUGAACAAAGGAGAAGAGAUAAUGUUCUUUUGCUUCUAUUUUUUGAAAUAUCUUAAUUCUGAAGAAUUUUCUCUAUUUCAUAUAAAUAAAGAGAGAUUUCAGAAAGAUAGUGAUGGAAAUAUAUCUGAAAUAGAUCCUGGUAUUUUGUUGGAAAAUUCCGGGGCUCACGGAAGUAAUACUAGUCUAAAUAGCUGCAGCAGUUCGGUCAGCAGUCGCAGUCAGGAUAAUCCACCCGCCUACUUUUCCAUGCCUUGCCAAGAUUCCGGUGACGAAAUGACAGCUACCGUUCAUUCAAACGGCAACAUUCCUUCCAACAUACAGUCGUACUAUCCUCAUCCUUGCCAUCGGAUGGUUUCCUGUCCUCAGCCCAUUGCGGAAGACGCAUCCGAAGAGACGAUAAAGAAUCAAGACGGUAAUCGGGCCAAUAAUUUAAAAGAGGGCGAUAAUUACUACGUGCAAAUUUCCACUAGUCCGGUCGCCGUCCCCAACAGCAUUCGGCAGAGAUCCGAAAGUACUUCGUCCAUCGGUUGUGGAAGUUGGCAGUUCAUCACUGGAACGGGAAGUGUCAGGGAUUCCGCUUCCACCAGGAGUUCUAUAAGUUCUCCCACCCGAGAAUUAAAUCAAAAUACGAACAGACAGAGCACAAACCACGGUUACCAAGACCCGGAGAGAGCUCCCAGAGACGGCUGCCCGCAGGGCACGAGAAGGGAGAAGCUGGAAAAGGUGCGCACCAUUUUCUACAAUUGUUACUCGGCCGCCAUCGGUUUCCAUUUUAAAAACGGCACGGAACCGGGACAGUCGCUCUUCGAUCACCUGGCGGAGAAGGUGGGAAUCAGAAGCGCCUGGACAUCCACCGUCUGACCUCGGGAGGAAACUUCCCCGUGUUUUAAAACGAAAUCGGCCAAUCACUGCCGUCGGCGGCCCGACGUUCCUUCCGGGCGUCGCGCCCACUUUCGUCGGAAUUUUGAUUUUCGUCGGGGGACGAAGGCGUCUGCCGUAUUUUUAAAGCCUCUAUUUUUUCAUACCGCGUGACCGACGACCGUUUACAUUUUGUACAUACGGACUGCCUCGCCUCCCCCUCCCGGGUCGGAACGGGAGUUUACGGAGAGGCGUCGCGUAACGUAAAACAAUUUUCACUGCCAAUAUUUUAGUCAAAGAAUUGUUUUGGUACGCGGACUCGCCCUUUCUGCCACGAAUAAUUGUAUUAUUAUUUUAAAAUAAAAAUCAUUUUCGAAAACUUUA
Centruroides sculpturatus (bark scorpion) is the source of this 2379-nucleotide messenger RNA. It is a transcript of the gene EDTP, whose product is annotated as myotubularin-related protein 14-like. Gene Ontology annotation, biological process: dephosphorylation. The coding region runs from base 142 to 1998 and encodes 618 amino acids. The record is from RefSeq and is a predicted model, not a curated record. Lineage: Eukaryota; Metazoa; Arthropoda; Arachnida; Scorpiones; Buthidae. The transcript is spliced from 17 exons. Gene Ontology annotation, molecular function: phosphatidylinositol-3-phosphate phosphatase activity.